GUUUAUGUGUACUAUGGUUAAAAAUUCAUAUGAUUGUUUACGUCAAUGGAGUUGAGUGUUUAGAUUGAGAGUUAUUAUAGGGAAUGGGAGAAAUUAAAGCCAGCAUAUUUGUUUGAAGUUCUUUAUUUUUAGUGCAGUCAGUAAGUGAGAGACUGAAUCAUGCCACCGACUAUACAAACAAAUCUAACCGCUCAAGACAAGCGACCAGUAAGGCCUGGUGAAAGAAGAUCCGAACUUGUGUGUAGGGUAAAGUACUGCAACACGCUACCGGAUAUCCCAUUUGAUCCUAAGUUUAUAACUUAUCCAUUCGAUUCAAUUAGGUUCAUCCAGUACAACCCCACGUCGCUGGAGCGCAACUACAGGUACGAGGUGCUGACGGAGCCCGACAUGGGGGUCACCAUCGACCUGAUAAACAGAGACACGUACACGUGCGAGCCGGGGGCUGCGCUGGACCCGGCUGACGAGAAGCUGCUGGAGGAGGACGUGCUCACGCCGCAGGACUCCAAGAGGUCGCGUCAUCAUGCACGAAGCGUGUCCUGGCUGCGCCGGACGGAGUACAUAUCCACCGAGCAGACACGCUUCCAGCCCCAGAGCAUGGACAAAGUGGAGGCCAAGGUCGGCUACAGCAUCAAGAAGACCCUCAAGGAGGAGACACUGUACAUGGACCGUGAGAGUCAGAUUAAGGCCAUUGAGAAGACCUUCCAGGAUGCAAAGCUGCCAGUAGAGAAGCACUACAGCAAGCCGAAUGUUUUUCCAGUAGAGAUCCAGCCUGUGUAUCCAGACUUCAAGGUGUGGAAGUAUCCGUGCGCGCAGGUGAUAUUCGACUCGGACCCGGCUCCGUCAGGCCGCCCCGUGCCCGUGCAGAUAGAGGAGAUGUCCCAGGCAAUGAUCCGGGGUGUGAUGGACGAGAGCGGGGAGCAGUUCGUGGCCUACUUCCUGCCCACGGAGGACACUCUGGAGAAGCGCCGCCUCGACACCACCAACUCGGUGCCGUACGUGGACGACGAGGAGUACGACUACAAGAUGGCCCGCGAGUACAACUGGAAUGUGAAGAACAAGGCGUCCAAGGGCUACGAGGAGAACUACUUCCUGGUCAUGCGGCAGGAUGGUGUCUUCUACAAUGAGCUGGAGACCAGGGUGCGGCUCAGCAAGCGGCGGCAGAAGAUGGGCCAGCCACCCAACAACACGCGCCUGGUGGUGAAGCACCGCCCUCUGAAUGCCACGGAGUACCGCAUGCAGCGGUACCGCGAGCGCAUGCUGGAGCCACCUGGCGAGGACGAGGAAGAGGAGCAGGAGGAACAGGAGGAGCAAGAAGAGCAAGAGGAGCAGGAGGAGCAAGAAGAAGCAGACGAGCAGGAAGAGGAGGACAAGUCAGACAACGAGCGGGCGGAGGACGGAGGGGCGCUGGCGGAGGAUGAGCAGGAGGCGGUGGACAAGGACGAGGAGACAGCAGCAGAGGAAGAUGUGGUGGAGGAAGCAGAGGAGGAUACGGCGGACGAGGGGGAGGGGAAGGCGGGAGCAGACGAGGCGCAGGAGGAGGAGGAGGAGGAGGAGGAGGACAGGAGCAGCAGCAGCGCGGCCGACAGUGGCUCGGAAGCGGGCAGCGAGGACGGAGGGGGAGCUCCCUCCAGGACCUCGCGGUCGUCUCGCUCCCGCAGCUCGUCCAGCGCGAGCGCGAGCGGCAGUGCCAGCGACAGCGACAAGUGAGCCAUCCCGCUUCUUGCACUUUUCAGUACCUACAUCGUGUUGCGAUUUUGUAAACUGAGUUUAUCGUGUUCUCUUCUAUUUUUUUAAAUAAAAUAUUUUUUUUUUUGAUGACA
Messenger RNA from Bacillus rossius redtenbacheri, 1820 nucleotides. It is a transcript of the gene atms, whose product is annotated as RNA polymerase II-associated factor 1 homolog. The transcript has 10 exons. The record is from RefSeq and is a predicted model, not a curated record. NCBI's taxonomy places the organism in Eukaryota, Metazoa, Arthropoda, Insecta, Phasmatodea, Bacillidae. Bases 160 to 1707 code for a protein of 515 amino acids. Gene Ontology annotation, molecular function: RNA polymerase II complex binding; chromatin binding. Gene Ontology annotation, cellular component: Cdc73/Paf1 complex. Gene Ontology annotation, biological process: transcription elongation by RNA polymerase II.